This is a messenger RNA of Trifolium pratense (red clover), 1609 nucleotides long. Its product is annotated as probable WRKY transcription factor 65. Gene Ontology annotation, biological process: regulation of DNA-templated transcription. The record is from RefSeq and is a predicted model, not a curated record. Lineage: Eukaryota; Viridiplantae; Streptophyta; Magnoliopsida; Fabales; Fabaceae. The transcript is spliced from 3 exons. Bases 318 to 1061 code for a protein of 247 amino acids. Gene Ontology annotation, molecular function: DNA-binding transcription factor activity; transcription cis-regulatory region binding. Gene Ontology annotation, cellular component: nucleus.
GAAGUAUUUGCUCGCACGUCCCCUAAUAAACAAAGACCAUCAAUAAAUAAUGUAGCGUAGCCAAUCUGUCAACAUGAAUAAUCCCCAUUUUUAAAUCACCAUUCUCCCUUAAAUUUCUUAUUUGUCCACUUUGUCUUUCAUUUUGUGUAUUAAUCUACCUAGCUAAACCCAUUUAAUUACAUGCUUAGAUUAGAUACUAUAGCCACAUUAAUCAUCAUCAUACACAUAUAUAAUAAGAUCAGCUUCAAGAGAGUCAAGAUAAUUAGUUACACCCACCACACAGUAACGAGCCAACCCCAACUCCAAAUCUCAAGAAAAUGAAAAGUAAAUUCAAAAAUCCAUCAUAUACUGAUGAUCAACAAGAAGACACUGACACAUCUCAAGAUUCACCUCCUUCUUCCACCUCAUUUAACAUCGAUGCCUCACUCACUUCCCUCUCUUCUACAUCAUCUAAGAAAAGCAAGCGAGCCAUACAAAAAAGGGUGGUGCAAAUCCCAAUCAGCGAACCUAAAGGAUCAAGACUAAAAGGAGAGAGCAAUACUCCACCGUCUGAUUCAUGGGCAUGGAGAAAAUACGGUCAGAAACCCAUCAAAGGUUCCCCAUAUCCCAGAGCUUACUACAGGUGUAGCAGUUGCAAAGGUUGUCCAGCGAGGAAACAAGUGGAGAGAAACCGAGUGGACCCCACAAUGCUCGUCAUAACUUACUCCUCAGACCACAACCACUCAUGGCCGGUUUCAAGAAAUGCUGCAACAAGACUCUCUGUCAAGAAAACCGAACCAGGCCCGGUUGAACCGGACCAAAAAUUUGCCGGCCACUCGAUUGUGGACGACGAGUUGGGGUGGUUGGGAGAGAUUGACACAAUAACAUCCUCUGCUAUUCUAGAGAGUCCAAUUAUGGCGGAGUUUGAUGCUGACAUGGCAUCCGUGUUGUUGCCGAUGGGGGAAGAGGAUGAGUUGCUAUUCGCUGAUCUUGGAGAAUUGCCGGAGUGUUCCACGGUGUUCCGGCAUGGUUUGUUCGACACACGGCGGUUAACGGCUCCGUGGUGUGGGACCACAACUUGACAAAUUGGUGUCCCAUUUCACACGUUCUUCAUGCAUCUACACAAGAAAAAGAUACAUUCUCAUUAUUUUUCCUUCUUUUCUUGUUUUCACAUUGUCCUUAUUUUAUAUUUGAUUAAAAAUUCAAUUUGAUCUAUCACAAUAAUUUCGUGGUCCAAUCAAUCCUUGCAAAAAAUAAUACUAAUGUUAGUCAAUGAAAGAUAAAUUAAUUUAUGUAUAUUUAUAAUAAUGUGUUAAAAAUUGACUCUAAUUUGUACUCAAUAUAGUGUUAUUUUUUUUAUGAAGGAUUGGAUUGGGUCAGUAGCAAAUUGUGGGGAGUAAAUUGAAUUUUUAUUCUUUUAAUUUUUCAUCUCAUUGAGAUGAGUAGAAAAAGGAAAAAGAAACAAGGGUAGGUUUGUUUGAGUGUGAAUGGGAUGACAAUUGAGAAGUUAUGCACAACUUGAGAACGUGGUUUGUAUGUAAUUAGCUUAAUUUGGUCGUAGUUAUGCACAACUUGCGCCAUGUUACUUUCAAAGAUGUUAGUUAUGUUUUGUGGCGGCACCCAUUUCUUA